Messenger RNA from Medioppia subpectinata, 6069 nucleotides. The record is from the annotation of a GenBank genome assembly. Lineage: Eukaryota; Metazoa; Arthropoda; Arachnida; Sarcoptiformes; Oppiidae.
AUGACGGGACGCGGCGGUCGUUCGACUCGUCGGGGAAGACCCCCAAAGAACGCGGAAUCGGCCGAACGUUUGGCAGCACUGAAAAGACCUCGAUAUCUAUAUCCCGGCGCUAAUCACACCGAAUUGGACGAGACGUCCAACGCUUCCAACAGUACUAAUGCUUCUAAAUAUAAGACCCGUUCGAGCGGUCGACUCAAGAAGAAGAAGUGGGACGACAGCGACGAGAGUGAUGUCUACGACGACGACGUCAAUGAUAGCCAAUCGCACAACGAGUCCGACACAUACGAGAGCGACGACAAUACACACGAGUUCACGGAUUUGGACGAACUCGACGAAGAUGUGGACAACGAGUCCGCUGAGGACGGAUCGCAAUCGGGUUCCCCUAAAAAGAGGCCACCAUUUCGGGCGCCGCGCGUCAAAAGUCCCGUUUUCUUCGAGGACACAGAAGUUGAGGAAUUGAUACUUCCGGACAGUUCUGAAGACGUUCUUCUGAGUAAUGAGUAUCUGAUGCAAGCCGUCUGUGUGUACGAAGUGUUGAGACAUUUCCGAAAUAUAUUACGUUUGACUCCUUUUCGAUUUGAAGACUUUUGCGCCGCUCUUAUGAUCGAUGAACAGAACGGACUCUUAUCUGAAAUACAUUUACAACUAAUCAAAGCGUUAUUACGCGAAGACGACGUCUCCAACACGUGGUUCGGACCGCAAGAUCUUCGAGAUUCGAUUAAUGUGUACCUAUUCUUCAACGACUACAUCACUUGGCCGGAUGUGCUUCGGGUCUAUCUGUCCGCUGAUAUGAACACUAAUCGAGUUGUACUUAACGAAUGUCUAACGCAUAGUGAAUAUCCAUUCAUUCGCGCCGACAAGAAAUUGCGAGUUUUGCAGCACUUAUGCGACCAAUUCUUGACAACAACACCGGCCAGAGAAGACUUAGUCAAUGAAGGCAUUAUCAAACACGACGACCACUGCCGAGUGUGCCAUAAGUUGGGUGACCUUCUGUGUUGCGAGACCUGUUCGGCAGUAUUUCAUUUGUCGUGUUUGGAUCCGCCACUCAUUGAGGUGCCAAAUGAAGAGUGGAUUUGUACUGUUUGUAGAGGCAAUUACGUGAAUGGAGUCACAGAUUGUGUCUCUGAGUACGAGAAAAGUGGUUUCCUAUGCAGACAAGAGCCGCUCGGUUGGGACCGACACUCUCGCAAGUAUUGGUUUCUUUGUCGCAGAAUUAUUAUAGAGUCCGAAGACGGCUCGAAAACGUGGUAUUAUUCGACAAAAGCACAGAUCGAAGAAUUGAUUAAUUGUUUAGACGCCGAACGAUACGAAUUAGAUCUUUGUAAAAAUAUUGAAGAGAUUAUGGAUGACAUCAUUAGACAAACAGAAGUGACAGAAAAGUUAACAAACGCUGUGAAGGGUUUGCGAAAGAGUUAUUUAGAAGUGGAUAACGAAAGGCUCACUAAAAUACAGACCGAAAGGGAAGAAAAGAAAAAGAGCGAAGAAAACGAUGAGAAAAAGGUUAACGGAAUCGAAGACGAGAGCAAUGAAAACGAGAAGAAAGAGUCGGAAAAAGAAAGUGACGAAAACCCAAAGGCGGGAAUUCUGACACGUCUUAAAACAGGUUCAAUACAACCCAAACCCAUUAAUUUGGAUCCAUUGAAGAAUAAGUCAUGUAAUACUCCUAAUGGUAAAGACGACGACACGCUUCUCAUCCUUAAUAAAGAUGGAGAUCUGACUCGAGUGUCGAAGAAGACUAUAAGCGCUUCGAGUACUUUGAACUCAAUUCUAUUCAAGUUAGGAAUGGAAGCCAAUUACAAGUCAUACCAAAACCAAUUCAUAUCUAAUACUCUAUCACUCAAUAAACACCAACACUCGGAGGAAAGGGAUAAACGGAGACAAUUGAGCCAUAAGUUUAGUCUAACGUCGGCCGCUGACCUCAAAUGGCAGGGAGCGGUCUUCGGCACUAGGAAUCUGAUUAUUGCCACUCUUAGACAAACGAUAUUACAAUUGGAGGGCCAGAUAUCGGUGCCAUUCCUGCACCAGAAUUGGCCGCUCCAUCGGCCAAAUUGGCUCAAAGCGGUCAAUAUGUGCUCAAAUGCUAAAGAUUUUGCAUUAGCUCUUUGUAUAUUAGAGUCAUCGAUGAAACCGGUGCUGUUCAACCCGGCGUGGCUCGAGGCCAUGGGCUUCACUUGUCUUCAUAGGACUACUUUCAUGGAAAGGGAAGAACACAAGAAAGUUGAAAAGAGAGAGCGAAGGGAUCAGAUAGAGAUACAAGAGAAUCAAUUCAGAUUCGGUGUCGGCGUUCGCUAUGUUUUGGGAAGAAUUAAACAUCAGAUUUGGAAACAGAAAGGAGAAGAAUACCGGUUAACAGGAAGAGGAGCGUGGCUUUGGAGGAGUACCACUCGAAUCAGCCACGAAUUGCCGCCAAAGAAUAAACCGUUGAAUGUAAUCGAAAUCCCGGAACCGCUUAAAGAGAGUUUAUCUCAAGUGUCGACUAUAAAUAUCAGCAAAUGUUUAGCAGAAGAAUCUGAAAAACGAUAUCUUUACCCAAAAAUAUACAAAAGGUGUAAAGUUUUGGACAAUUUAUUGGAACGAAGAGUAUUAAUGAGACAAAUCGACGACAAUGUUGUCAAAUGUGAGCCUAUUAUUAAGAAAGAAGUUGAAGAGCAAAAGGAAACGACUAAAACCACUCAAGACGACAGCCUUAUAUCGAAAUGUUAUUCCGGGUUCUGUCGGUCUGACAACGGAAUACCGAACGCACAAAAGACCUGUUAUUCGAGUGUUUGUCGUUUGGAGUCCUUUAAACAGAAGGAAGGAAUUAAAGUGAAGAAAGAAAACGAACAGCAAAUGGAUUGCAAACCAAUUAUUUCGAGCGAUGAGUGUCUGGAUAGCGACCAAAUUGCCGAUUGCUGUCAAGUGGUCUCUUUGGCUAAAAUAGUUAAAGUGAACGGUGUUUUACAAACUGCCAAACGAAUUGGUCGUAAGCACGUGAAGGGACAGUUGCCUUCUUGUCCUCGAUUUACGACUUGCAAAGGCAAACGAAAAUCCAUUUUAAUUUUGCCUCAAUUUGAGUUAAAACGCUUGUCUCGAAGCGGAGCUCUUCGGGAAGUAAGUGGUUUCAGUUAUACGGCAAAGACUAACCCAUCCAUUUGGCCGUACGGUCAGACACCGCGUCCCAUAUUCCGCACGUCUUGGCUCUACCGAAAUCAAAAGAUAGAGUCAGUGCACGGCGUGGCCACACAAUUGCGUGUCCUCUGGGCUAACAUACGUUGGGAUGAUUUGUCGGCCAAACCUCCGCCUUCGGGCGCCAAUACAGUGACCACUGAAACAGAGGUCCAAACCAGUGAAAUACUCAAACGCAGAGAAUUAGCGCCGUUUGGCAUCAGAUCUGAAUAUUUAGUUCGAAGAAUUAUAGUUCCGAUCGAACUUCCAUCAAAACCUCGAGAAAAAUCGACUCCAAUUCGAAGCGGUCUACGAGAGAGACGUCGACCAGAAUCGCCACAAUUAAGGGGUCCCUCAGUAACGGAGUGUUGGGUUCCCGAAGAAGAGCUUGAAUUGUGGGAAAUUCGACAAUUCGGUGACAAAGUUGAAAAACAACAACAAUUGGCUAAACAGAAGGCAUUAGAAGCGCAACAGAAGGAGAACUCAGAGAAGAUUAGAAAACAAAUGGAAGAACAGCUCAAAAAACAAAGAGAAGCUCUGCAUCAGAAACGUCUGGCAGAGGCGGCGGCGAAGGCGGCCACACCUGUGACCCCGACUUCCAGUUUAACGCCAACUAAUACUCGGUUUACGAGUAUUAUUCAAAACAGAGGAAUGAAACGGAUAUUUACUUCUCGAGGUAUAACUCCAGUCGUUUCAACAACCGUUACGCCAAGAGCUCCGGUACCCAAUCAAUUUGCAACUGUGCGCACACCCGGCGGUCAAACCUUUCGCAUACCUCUGUCUGUACUUCAAGGCAAGACUCCGGGACAACAAAUUGUUAUCAGAAGCUCAACAGCUGUAACGACACCUCAAGCUUCCACUAUAAGUACUCAAUCUAUACGAACGCCGACCCAAACAUAUAUUGUUAGGACUCCGACGGGUCAGACAGGAAUGAGGCCUAUAAUCCUCAAUCAGAUCCGCCCGACACUAACUCAACCCAAUGUUAACACAACGCAAUCGCCAGUACUUCAACGUCAAGUCCAGUUACCCAUCCGUUUCCCAGACGGGCGAAUGCAGGUCUUGCAGAUUCCGUUGUCAGCCAUCGCCGGUAAUCAACCGAUUCAGAUAGCGAUCAACACUCAAUCCACGACCAAUUCGCCCACCGUUUUGUCCAAUUCUAUACAAAUAAUGUCUUCUAAUAAUAAUAACGCGACUACUAUUGUAACCACACCUCAACCCACUUCACAAACUCCUCAAAUCAGAAUCAUUACCAGUAAUACAUCCACUGGUGGACAACCAGUUGUUACCAAAUUAGUACAAAUGCGUCCACAACCGCAACAGACUGUCCAACAAAUAUCACAAACGCCUCAAUCCAUACAAAUACAGACCAAUCAACAGAUCAACCAAUUAUUAACACAACAGUUACAGAGCGGCAAACUUCAGGUAAAACUCAACUCCAGCCCAACGGUUACCACAUUACAGACUACACCACAAAGACCUACUAUUGUUACUCAACUGCCGCAACCGGCCAUCAAAGGCCAGACACCAAUUGUUGCCACCGUUCGCAUUGAAUCUAAAGCCAAUCAAUCAUUGACACCAACGGUCAUCAAAACUCCUGAAUUGAUUAAAAGCAGUUCAAUAGUCGCUAAACCAACCGUUUCUGUGGUUCCAACUGAACCAAAGACUCCAACACCUCAACCGUCGACUCAAGUAUUGAACAAAGACUCGACGCCAACGGCGGCCGCGGCUAUCAAUUCACAACAGUUUGUGUUAACGUCUGAAAUAACUCAAGAAAUAGUACGACAGGCGCUCAUGAAUCCAAAUGUGGCGCCAGAGAUACAGCAGAAGUUAAUGGCACUGCAAAGACAUCAUAUGGAACAGGAACUUAAAGACCCCGCUAUUAAAGCCAAACCGCAGCCAAUUGUCACUCCAGUGACCACCAGUCGUACUAAAUCUGCGACCACUUCGCGGUCGACCUCUCGAUACAAACCCCGACCAAAACCAAUACCAAUACAAAUGACUGAAGAACAGAAGGAAGAGUCGGCAUUACUGGCCACCUGUCAGUCAGUGAUUAAGUCUAUGUUAGAUAAGAUUGAUAGAGAAGACAGACCUAAAGGACAGUCGAGAAGCGCUAAGAAACAGAAACACAAGGCGUCGAACGCCGAACGGCGACAACGCGUCAACUCAAACAAACUUCAAACUCUUCUUUUCAGACAAACAGAACUCUUAAAGAAAGAUAUCAUUAGAAGAAGAGCUCUGUUGGAGAAGAAUCUCAAGAUUGAGAUUCAAAAUGAGUUAAAUACAGUGUUUAGUCCGAACUUUACAAAUAAGACGAUGAACGGUUCGCCGACAAAAGGUGUCAACUCUAGCACCAAACGAAAGUCAAACUUUGGGAACAAUAGUUUGGUGAUCGACGAAGACAUGGAUAUUAGCGAUGAGAUAAGGCCUCCGAAGCAGAAGAAGGCGAGGCAUAAUUCGACGUCGCCUUCGGUGUCACCCAAAAAAGUUCGGUCUUCUCCGGGAACUCAAAAGGGAAAGGGUUUGCAAAAUAUGAAAUCCAACUCUUUGUACUGCAUUUGUCGCCAACCGUACGAUUCCUCGAGAUUUAUGGUGGGCUGCGAUAUCUGCUCGAAUUGGUUUCACGUCGAUUGCGUCGGUCUGACCGAAACACACAAGAGUUCGUGGCCUUUCUUAGAGCCCGUCGAUCCCAAAGAGGUUCCCGACUAUCAUAUAGUGAUCAAAGAGCCGAUGGAUCUGAAGACAGUGGAGAAGCGGCUGAACGACAAGAGUUACGAAUGUUUGGCCAAAUUUAUCGGCGAUAUCACCAAAAUGUUGGACAACUGUCGGUAUUACAACUCGCGGACGUCUCCCUUCUACGCCUGCGCCGAAACACUCGAGGCUUUCUUUGUGGCCAAAAUCAAGUCAUUCCGGGAAGCGAUGAAAUAA